Molecule: messenger RNA, 1673 nt
Organism: Rhinichthys klamathensis goyatoka
Lineage: Eukaryota; Metazoa; Chordata; Actinopteri; Cypriniformes; Leuciscidae
Gene: cunh21orf91
Product: chromosome unknown C21orf91 homolog
Exons: 6
Coding region: 193-1029 (278 amino acids)
Source: RefSeq, a predicted model, not a curated record
CAUUCUUUCUUUGUCGUUGCUGUACUUGUAGCUGCUUGCCGUUUGCUUCAAUAACAACACCCGCCGCUGUAACAGCGUGGUUUACCUCUAAGGUCAGCCUGGAUUGUCUUGAAAUUUCUUCUGACAACGUAACUAUUAAGGCUGUGACAUUCUGGAAGGAGGCUUUAUGUAAGGCUUGAGCAAAGAGGCAUCAUGGAGGAAGAGGAGCACUUUGUGAACAUAGACCUGAACGAUGACAACAUCUGCAGCAUCUGUAAACUAGAAACGGACACAGGAACGCUUUCCUUCUGCCAUGUGUGCUUUGAACUGAGCAUUGAGGGUAUAUCCAGCGCCACCCUGCUGCACUCCAAGUCAUUACGUGGGCAUAGGGACUGCUUCGAGAAGUACCAUCUCAUCGCCAACCAGAAGCUCUCCCGUGCCAAGGCCUCUCACAGCGCAUACGAGGGCGUGAAACGGGCUCUGAGCCAGCGGAUCAACCGCAUUAUACAGUACACCCAGAACAGAGACUCCUUAACCGCAGAGACACCUGGGCGCUGGGGGGCCAAACAGAUUCUGUGUCACUCCCAGCAGGGCGGUAGGAAGCUCGUGCCCCAGUCGGAUGCUCAAGUUCCCCGCUAUGCACCGCGAUGGGCGGAUGAGGCGUCAAUGGCAGUUUCGGAGUAUGGGAAAUCCAUGCUGAACUGCCACUCUGCAGAGGAGCUCGGCCUCGACCUGCUGCAGGGACCACGCCAAGGAUUAUGGGCUGGAGAACAGCAGAACCGAGAGCAGAGGAGACACAAAGGACACAGCCGAGAAGAACUGGUGAUGAUGAGUGUGGAGGAGCUUCACCAGCUGAACGAGCAGCUGCUGUUACAGAUACAAAAUGUGUUUGAGGAGCUCUCUGUAGCUGUGCAGGAGAAGGACUCUCUUUCAUCAGAGCUUCAUGUACGGCACAUAGCCAUUGAGCAGCUCUUCAAAAACUGUGCCAAGCUGCCGUGGCUCCAGAUCGGGCGAGCCGGGGUCAAAGCUAGCAACAACCCAGUGGAAUGAGACCUUUUUUGGGACAACUGAGUCCCCCAAAGACCAAAAAGAAACCGCAGCUCCAAGCAGACUCUUGCGGAAGCUCAAAGCUAAAAAAAACGCACGGAAACGCACACACUGUGCUAAUGAGUUUAAUGUCACCUCGCUGAAUCUUCAGCUGGACUUUAAAAAGCGAAAGGGUUUUGCAGGCCUGUUCAAAGUGUUUCUAUGCAGAAUGAGGUGUUUUUAAAACCUUACAAAGACUCUUUUUUUUCUUUUCCAUUCAUUUUCAUAUGUUGCUUUUUCCUCCUCAUAUCACUGUUUACUCUCUACACUUGAUCAUGGGUGGUUAAUAGACUUGGAUCAGUCUGACAAUGUUCCUCCUGCACAUUCGGGCUUGCUGAUUGGUUGUGGUGUUGCUGUGGUAACUGUUGCUUAGUUAACAGUUUUUCCCUCCCUAUGCUCAUUGCAGUGGAACUUGUUAAUGACUAUGGUUGUUCUGUUACUCUUUAUUUCUCCUGUUGUGCUAAGAUACGACAUAAACGCUUUAGAGGAAGUUUACAUUUCUUUUAUUGCACUCUUAAAGCUGUGUUCUUCAAAUUGACAUUUCAUAGGUGCAUCACAACAUUUCAUGGGUUAUUAUGAUUAAGAAAAUAGCAGUUUGGACAUGAACG